UCCUCCCGCUGAUCACCGAAACCAAUCUCGAAGAUCGAAGAUGCCUUCGGUAGAAUCGCACAAGUCGGUCUCCGGCGGCGAACCAGUCCAGCUCCAGAUCCGCUCCGUCUGGUCGGACAACCUCGAAGCCGAAUUUGAUCUCAUCCGCGAAGCCGUGGAGCGCUUCCCCUUCGCCUCCAUGGACACUGAAUUCCCCGGCGUGAUUCACCGUCCCCGCAAGCACCCAGCGGCGCUAACAGCCAGCGAGCGUUACGCCGUCCUCAAGGCCAACGUCGACGCCCUCCACCUGAUCCAGGUCGGCCUGACGCUCUCCGACUCCGCCGGCAACCUCCCGGACCUCGGAAGCGGCGGCGGAGCGAUCCGCUACCUCUGGGAGUUCAACUUCCGCGACUUCGACCCCCGCCGCGACCUCCACGCCCCGGAGUCCAUCGAGCUCCUCGAGGCGAACGGGAUCGACUUCGAGAAGAACCGGGCGAGGGGUAUCGACUCCCGCCGCUUCGCCGAGCUUCUCAUGUCCUCCGGCUUGGUGUGCAACGACUCGGCCGUGGCCUGGGUGACCUUCCACAGCGCCUACGACUUCGGCUACCUGAUCAAGAUCCUCACGCGGGGCAAGCUGCCGAGGAGCCUGCAGGAGUUCAUGGGGCUGGUCGGGGUCUUCUUCGGGGACAGGGUGUUCGACAUGAAGCACAUGAUGAGAUUCUGCGGCAGCUUGUACGGAGGGCUGGAACGGGUGGCGACCACGCUCCAGGUGGACCGGGCGGUUGGCCGAUGCCACCAGGCGGGGUCCGACAGUUUGCUAACUUGGCAGGCGUUCAGGCGGAUGAAGGAACUCUUCUUCAUGGAGGACGACGGCAAGAAGCACGCCGGAAUUCUCUUCGGCUUGGAAGCCUACUGAUUGCAGGAAGGGCAGUCAUCGCUACAAUUCAUAAUUCGUUAUAUCUUGAGAAUUUUGUGUAUAAACUUAUGGAAUUAAUAGUAAUAAUUGGUCUUUGACGGAUAAACAAUACUUAUUAGAAGCA
Messenger RNA from Zingiber officinale, 1019 nucleotides. Its product is annotated as probable CCR4-associated factor 1 homolog 11. Gene Ontology annotation, molecular function: nucleic acid binding; poly(A)-specific ribonuclease activity. NCBI's taxonomy places the organism in Eukaryota, Viridiplantae, Streptophyta, Magnoliopsida, Zingiberales, Zingiberaceae. The coding region runs from base 41 to 895 and encodes 284 amino acids. The record is from RefSeq and is a predicted model, not a curated record. Gene Ontology annotation, cellular component: P-body; CCR4-NOT complex; CCR4-NOT core complex. The transcript has a single exon.